This is a messenger RNA of Canis lupus familiaris (dog), 1654 nucleotides long. It is a transcript of the gene COPS3, whose product is annotated as COP9 signalosome subunit 3. Gene Ontology annotation, cellular component: COP9 signalosome. NCBI's taxonomy places the organism in Eukaryota, Metazoa, Chordata, Mammalia, Carnivora, Canidae. The coding region runs from base 114 to 1385 and encodes 423 amino acids. The record is from RefSeq and is a predicted model, not a curated record. Gene Ontology annotation, biological process: ubiquitin-dependent protein catabolic process. The transcript is spliced from 12 exons.
UGACGUCGGGCCGCUGUUGAGGCCCUGUGGAGGAUAGCCGCGGCCCCUCCUCCCAGAGCAGCCGCCUUUUCCCGCGUGAGCUGCCUCUGCUGCUUGGGCCGCCGCGGGGAAAUAUGGCGUCUGCCCUGGAGCAAUUCGUGAACAGUGUCCGACAGCUCUCGGCUCAAGGGCAAAUGACUCAGCUUUGUGAACUGAUCAACAAGAGUGGGGAACUCCUUGCAAAGAACUUAUCCCAUCUGGACACCGUGCUGGGGGCUCUGGAUGUACAAGAGCAUUCCUUAGGCGUCCUUGCUGUUUUGUUUGUGAAGUUUUCCAUGCCUAGCGUUCCUGACUUCGAAACAUUAUUCUCACAGGUUCAGCUUUUCAUCAGCACUUGUAAUGGGGAGCACAUCCGAUACGCAACAGACACUUUUGCUGGGCUUUGCCAUCAGCUGACAAACGCGCUUGUGGAAAGGAAACAGCCCCUGCGAGGAAUCAGCAUCCUUAAGCAAGCCAUAGACAAGAUGCAGAUGAAUACAAACCAGCUGACCUCAAUACAUGCCGAUCUCUGCCAGCUUUGUUUGCUGGCAAAAUGCUUUAAGCCUGCCCUCCCGUAUCUUGAUGUAGACAUGAUGGAUAUCUGUAAAGAGAAUGGAGCCUAUGAUGCAAAGCACUUUUUAUGUUACUAUUAUUAUGGAGGGAUGAUCUAUACCGGGCUGAAGAACUUUGAAAGAGCGCUGUACUUUUAUGAACAGGCUAUAACUACUCCUGCCAUGGCGGUCAGUCACAUCAUGUUGGAAUCAUAUAAAAAGUAUAUUCUAGUUUCUUUGAUAUUACUUGGAAAAGUACAACAGCUACCGAAAUACACGUCUCAAAUUGUGGGUAGAUUCAUUAAGCCUCUUAGCAACGCGUACCAUGAGUUAGCACAAGUUUAUUCAACCAAUAAUCCCUCAGAACUCCGCAACCUGGUCAACAAGCACAGUGAAACUUUUACUCGCGAUAACAACAUGGGGCUGGUGAAGCAAUGCCUGUCUUCUCUUUAUAAGAAGAAUAUUCAGAGGCUAACCAAGACCUUUUUAACAUUAUCGUUACAAGAUAUGGCAAGUCGUGUGCAGUUAUCUGGACCUCAGGAGGCAGAGAAAUAUGUCCUACACAUGAUAGAGGAUGGUGAAAUUUUUGCAAGUAUUAAUCAGAAGGAUGGAAUGGUCAGUUUCCAUGAUAACCCUGAAAAAUAUAAUAACCCAGCCAUGCUUCAUAACAUCGAUCAAGAGAUGCUGAAGUGCAUAGAGCUGGAUGAGCGACUGAAGGCCAUGGACCAGGAGAUCACAGUGAACCCCCAGUUCGUACAGAAGAGCAUGGGAUCACAAGAAGAUGAUUCUGGAAACAAACCAUCUAGUUACUCUUGAAACUAACAUCCAUCCUGAGUUAGAUGGAAUUUAUCACCUUGGCCAGUGGCAAGUGUUAGGAGGGCAGCAGGGAGGACCAAGCCUGUGUGACCUGGACAUUAAGAAAUUACAUUUUGUUUUGACAUCUUCAGUCCUAUGUGCUUUAAGAAAACCAUUCUCUCUGCAAAGAAAGGAAAAAAAAUUCAAACUUUAAAGUCUGUUGUGGAUUUAUUUAUCCUGAGAUUAAUGUUGUUGCAUUAAAUCUACAUUUUUGUUUUAAAUUACUUGAA